AUGCUUGCAGCACCUUUGUCGGUGCUAAUCAGACGAAGAGCAUCUUCCAGUGAUUCGGCUAAGAAAAUUGUAGUGCUCGCAAACGGUGCUGUAGCAGCCUGGCAUCCAGAGACGAAAUUCCCCUACGAGUUCUCGAGACCCCUGCCUGACAAGGAGAGUGUGGAGAAGACACUUCUAUCAUCUGCAGCGAAACAGCACAAUCGGUGGAAGGACGGUCCCAAUAUCCCGCAGCUAAAGGACAUAUUUUAUACAACGAAACACGAGUGGUAUACCAGGACGCGAGAAGAGCGCCUACGAAGCGUAGCAGCUCCGGUUCCACGCCGGAAAUAA
Necator americanus (New World hookworm) is the source of this 330-nucleotide messenger RNA. RefSeq lists its product as uncharacterized. Gene Ontology annotation, cellular component: mitochondrial large ribosomal subunit. The record is from RefSeq and is a predicted model, not a curated record. Bases 1 to 330 code for a protein of 109 amino acids. Lineage: Eukaryota; Metazoa; Nematoda; Chromadorea; Rhabditida; Ancylostomatidae. The transcript has 4 exons.